Messenger RNA from Papaver somniferum (opium poppy), 1234 nucleotides. Its product is annotated as ran guanine nucleotide release factor-like. Lineage: Eukaryota; Viridiplantae; Streptophyta; Magnoliopsida; Ranunculales; Papaveraceae. Bases 226 to 1029 code for a protein of 267 amino acids. Gene Ontology annotation, biological process: protein import into nucleus. The record is from RefSeq and is a predicted model, not a curated record. Gene Ontology annotation, molecular function: small GTPase binding; guanyl-nucleotide exchange factor activity. Gene Ontology annotation, cellular component: nucleus. The transcript has 2 exons.
AAGUAGGUCAGUGAUUAGAAGUUUAUUAUCGUUUAUACAAUAUCUCGGAUGGGUAGGAAGAAUUUUUAGAUCUCAAAUCAAUUUUUUGAUCGGACAAAAUGAUUGUUGAUCCUACUCAAGCUCAACCAAGAACAAGCAAGCUUUUUUAGAACCUAUAAAUUGAAAAUACUAAUAAUUUUCUGUUAGAAAACAUGAAUCAAACUCCAACUGGAAAGAAGAAAAGUCAUGUAUUAUUUUAUCUAUUUGGUGGCAAAAACUUUUGAUUCCAUUUCCUCUACCCAUGUUAAUCUCUUCCAUAAGCAAAUCGUUGGAGUAAACUUCUUAUCUAAGAACAGCUUCUCUUUACCUGAUCUGCCCAACCUUUUCUCACUUAUAUUUAUUUUGGCUUGGACUAACAAAGAAGACAGGAGUACAGACUGCAAUAAGAAGAUGCCAGGAGAUAAUUGUGUUGAGCGUCAAUUGUUUGGUGGUGCAAUUUCUACUUGUUUCCCUCAUAGAUUUCAGGAUGUUAGUGAUGUCCGCCAAGUUCCUGAUCAUCAAGAAGCCUAUGUAGACCCUGCAAGAGAUGAAAGCGUCGUAAUUGAGUUAUUAGAUUUGAAACAUGAUGUAGGAGAUAACGGUAAUGCUGUUUGGUUUCUACAAGACCUUGCUGGUGAACAAAACGCUGAAGGAACCACAGUGAUUGAGCAAUCAGGAGUUUUCACGGCAGAUGGAAUUCGGUACCCGAAGGCAGCGAUAGUGACAAGAGCAAUUGGGGAGAUGAAGAUUUCUAAGGGACGGCAAGGACCGGAAGCGCAGAAUCAUGUUAAGGUUUAUAUUGCGAAUUUGCGGCUCAAAGAAGUUGGAACUGAUGUUCUAAUUACUGCCUAUGAACCGUUUGUGAUAAAUCCCCUGAGUGAAAGUGCAAAUUCUGUUGGAGCUGGAUUGACUGCCCCUGCGGCGCAGUCUGGAUGUACACCGAUGUCUGAGGUUUUUAGACUUGUUGUUGCUGAAUUCAAAGUCCAUGACUGGAACCUUUUCGCUGCUUGAAGCUUGAAAGCGUUUGGAAUUUAGGAAACUGUAGAACUUAUUUUUCUUUUCUACCUUCAAUUUCUUAAAUUUCAUGGUAAUGCAAACAGUUCUCGAAUAAGCAUAGCCCAUUCAGAAGAAAUUGUAGAACCUAGUAUUUUAUUUUUAUUUUUUUGCCUUGCCAUUUAAGUUCUACGAAAUUAUAUUUGAACUUUUUAUUCUGGUA